UGAAGACCUGGACGCGACGACGACGCGGUGCUCAGCGCAUGGACUUGGCGGCAUCGCCAUGCUACGUAGACGAAUGCCGAAGCCAACGUGCACCACAAGCAGCGAUGGAAAGCGCGUUAUCGAAGGAAUGGAUGGACCGAGGGCAUUUUCAACUCACACUGCAUGUGUUUUCAUCGUUGACCGCAACAUGCUCUGGCGCAUGAGGCGACGUACGUCCUCUCCUGCGAGUCAGCACGUGGGUAUACCUUGCAAGCCUACGGUCCUCUGCACUUGCGCACGGACAAGGCGAUUUGUGUGCCCCCGCGAUGUCCACGUGGUGUGGUUCACCCAAAGCGCUGCCGUAGAACCCGGCAAUAUACAAUACGCAUGAUUCACAUUUAAUAAGGACAAUCAGAACAUGAAGGGCAUAUCAAAUCAACGAGCGAUGCCGAUGGGGUGGCCCUGCUCGGCGCACGACCUUGUGAAUCCUGAACAGGAACUGCUGUCCCGGUCGUGUAGUAGCUCACUGUCUUGAAACGGGAUGAGGCGCUUCAUGUGGCGUGCGUAAGGCUUCCAGUUCUUUGCAAGCCCUUCCUUGACCUGGGGCUGGAGCAGGUGAAAGAACGCGUCAAACUCUUCCCGACUCAAUGUCGACCUCAUCCACGCCAUGAGCAUUGCCAUGUACACGCCAUGGUGGUCGUCUGUGAGGGGCCUUAUCUGUGUUCCGAGCCGCCCAAAGAGCAUGCUGAAUGCGACGUUCUCCAGGGUUUCCGUGGAAGCCGCGGAGUUGACGUCGCCGACUACCCGCUCUUCGUCCCGCAACAAUGUCUCCACUUCGUCGAGGCACUGGAGCAACUUUGCACCGUACACUGCCACGUCAUGCUGUCUGGAGAGCUGGCGCGCACUGUCGUAGAUCGAUCGCACACGGUCAUAGGUGGUUGUGACAUCAGCUGCGUGGCUGCUCAGCUGAGCUUUCUCGGCCAGCAACUCAUGUUUCAACCCAUCGCAAGUUCGCACGGCACCAAGAAACUCAGUGACCCACGUUGCAAACUCGAGCCGCUGGGAUCUCGUGGCGAUGGUGGCAAACCAACCACCGGGAGCUAGGAUCCGCUUGGCGACCGCAAUGUCGGCGUAGAUGGGGGCGUUCAGCACACCAAACGAACGAUGAGCCCACGAGAGCGUGAGGUUUGUGGAGCCCCAGCCGAGAGGGAGAGGCGGAGUUGCGUUUUGUUGCUGGGUGUGAAAGCAAUGCAGCAACGACUGGAUGAAGCUACAGGACACCUUCUUGUGGGACAAAUCACGCGAGUGUAGCCACGCCAGUGUGUGCUGCAUGCUAGGGACCGUGACAGGGUGCGAGGUCUGGGCGAGGACGGACGUCUUUUUGGUAGCAUCGGUGGCGGUGGGCUUGUGCAGUGGAGGGAUUCCAACAAGUUUGUCCAGCAAUUUCUGAGGCCGCGUUGCUGUGCCUGCUGGGAGCGACGUGUCCGAAACGGGGAUGACGCUCGUUGUGGCAGGGCUCAUAUCUGUGGGCGAAAUGGCACUUGGAAGCAGAUUGGGUUGUGUGGGAGCGCGCGACCAACCGCGAACAACACGAUCUCUCUCUCUCUCAUGAUACGGACUUCCCGCGGACCAGAGUGUGCAGUUUCGCUG
This is a messenger RNA of Aphanomyces invadans, 1629 nucleotides long. RefSeq lists its product as hypothetical. The record is from RefSeq and is a predicted model, not a curated record. NCBI's taxonomy places the organism in Eukaryota, Oomycota, Saprolegniomycetes, Saprolegniales, Verrucalvaceae. The transcript has 2 exons. Bases 670 to 1083 code for a protein of 137 amino acids.